GUUUAUUUGUCAAAGCUUGCAGCUCCUUCCUUUGGUGAUUAAGCGUCAAAUUGGUAGAUGAGCUACUCAUGGAAAACAUUGCUCUUACCGACUUGACAUCCCUCUUAGUUAAGGAAUCUACAGAAAACAAUGCGAUAAAUGACCGUCAAAUAUUUGUUGUAACUGUAACAGUACAGCUGAUCAAGUGAAACUAGCUAGCGCUAGCUACGGACAGUAGCUAGUUCGCUAGCGAGCCCAGGCAUUUUUGGACGCUUUGCAUCGUGUUGCAUAAAAUAGGUAGCUAGCUAUCUACCGCUAGCAACAUUUCGUCAUGGAUGAGGCAUGUCCUGCUUCCCUGACGGACCUGUGCCUGUCCCUGGUGAGCAGUAACCUGGACAGGUUCUGCGUGAAACGCGCCGAUGGCUCCCUGUGCCUCCGCGAGUUUCUGGUCUUCCCGCAGGAGCUGGCGGAUCAGCUGCUGUGCAAGAUGGCCACGGAGGGUCUUCUGAAUGACAGCACGGUGGGCAUAUUCCGCAGCUGCCAGUACCUGCGCCUGCGCAGGGCCUGCAUCCGCACCGCGCGCAUCUCUGCCGAAGCCUUCCGCCGCGCCCUCUGCCCGCACCGCCUGCUGGAGCUGGACGCGGCGCGGGUCAACGCCGACCUGACCAUCGCCGACAUCCUCCGGGGGCUGGCGUCCAACAAGGAGUGCCAGGACAGCCUCCAGCGGCUGGUGCUGAACGGCCUGACCAUGUCGCUGGAGGAGCCCAGCCGCCGUCGCUUCAGCUCCCUGCAGGGCCUGCGCUCGCUCAGCGUGGCCAACGUCGACUUCUACGACUCGGGCCUGGCCGACGUCUGCGCCCUGCCGCGCCUGGAGAGCCUGGACAUCUCCAACACCUCGGUCACCAACCUGACGCCGCUGCUGGGCUGCCGCGGCCGCCUGCGCUACCUCACCAUGCACCAGCUCAAGCGGCUGGAGAUGACCACCGCCCAGCUCCUCUUCGUGCUCAGCCAGCUGGACGGCCUGCAGCACCUGGACAUCUCCGACGACAAGCAGUUCACCUCGGACGUGGCCCGCCAGCUGCUGGAGCAGCCCGGGAUCCUGCCCGCGCUGGUCUCGCUGGACGUGUCCGGGCGCAAGCAGGUGACCGACUCGGCCGUGAGGGCCUUCGUGGAGCAGAGGCCUGGCAUGACCUUCGUGGGGCUGCUGGCCACCGAUGCGGGGUUCUGCGACUUCCUGUCCGGAGAGGGCAGCUUAAAGGUAACCGGGGAGGCAAACGAGACCCAGAUCUGCGAAGCCCUGCGGAGGUACAGUGAGCGGGAGUGUUUUGUUCGGGAGGCCCUGUUCCACCUCUUCAGCCUGACUCACGUGAUGGAGAAGCCACGCCCGGACAUCCUCAAGCUGGUGGUGAUGGGCAUGCAGAACCACCCGGUGACGCUGCACGUCCAGCUGGCGGCCAGCGCGUGCGUCUUCAACCUGACCAAGCAGGACCUGGCGGCGGGCAUGCCCGUGCGCCUGCUGGGCACCAUCACCCACUUGCUGCUGGAGGCCAUGAGGAACUUCCCCAACCACCAGCAGUUGCAAAAGAACUGCCUGCUUUCCCUGUGCAGCGAUCGCAUCCUGCAAGAAGUUCCAUUUAACAGGUUUGAGGCCGCCAAGCUGGUAAUGCAGUGGUUGUGUAAUCACGAAGACCAGAACAUGCAGAGGAUGGCAGUGGCCAUCAUAUCUAUUCUGGCUGCGAAGCUGUCCACGGAGCAGACGGCACAGUUGGGUGCAGAGCUCUUCAUUGUGAAGCAACUCCUCCACAUCGUGCGUCAGAAGACGGCCCAGGUGGUGGUGGACGCCACGCUGAAGUUCACACUGAGCGCGCUCUGGAACCUGACCGACGAGUCGCCCACCACGUGCCGCCACUUCAUAGAGAACCAGGGCCUGGAGCUGUUCAUCAAAGUGCUGGAGUCCUUCCCGACUGAGUCAUCUAUACAGCAGAAGGUCCUGGGACUGCUGAACAACAUCGCGGAGGUGGGGGAGCUGCACUCGGAGCUGAUGGUGCCGAGCUUCCUGGACCACAUCCGCAGCCUGCUGCACAGCCCCGAGGUGGAGGUCAGCUACUUCGCCGCGGGGAUCCUGGCCCACCUGACCUCCAGGGGCGAGGCGGUUUGGACGCUGGGCCUGCCCCUCCGCUCCACACUGCUGGAGCAGCUGCAUUCUGCCAUCCUGAAGUGGCCCACGCCGGAGUGCGAGAUGGUGGCGUACAGGUCCUUCAACCCCUUCUUCCCCCUGUUGGAGUGUUUCCAGACCCCCGGCGUGCAGCUGUGGGCAGCCUGGGCCAUGCAGCACGUCUGCAGCAAGAACGCGCCCAGGUACUGCAGCAUGCUGCUGGACGAGGGGGGCCUGCAGCAGCUGGAGGCGGUGAGGACGCACCCCGGCACCCACGCCGACGUCCUGCGGCUGGCCGAGGGCAUCCUGGACAGCCUGGAGCGCCACAGGGCCCGCACCGGUCAGCCGGCGGCCCCGCCCCCGCCCCGCUGCCAGCGCCACCAGGACACGCAGAACGAGAAAGAUACUCCGUGAUGGUAAAGCAGCGGACGGCGGUGGAAGAUGGGCGUGUUUAUGAGGAGGGGCGGGGGGGAACCGGGGGAGGCAGGUUAAAGAAUGACCUGCACUCUGUCCCUCCUUCAACCUUUUGUGGUACCCUGAACCUCCACCAGGGGGCAACAGAAUAGGGGAAACGUAUUCUUUGCACACACUGAAUGUUAUUUAUUUUUAUUUCCAUUGAAUUGAAGAUGGAUAUUAGUAUUACAAUUGAAAUUUAAUUAUUUGGUGAUAAGGAACUGCAUUAUGGAGUGUUAGCAAAAAAAAAAAAAGAGAAAUACUGGCUGUAUUGCAGGUGAACAGUGCAUAUGCUAAUAUGUAAAUGUGUUUAAUUUGUGUAGCGCUCAGUGAUAAAGCUCACAGACCGGGAGAGCCAGUACUGCCAGAGUCGUACUGGUUUUAUGGUUGUGCAUGACAGUGUGUGCUUGGGAGCAUGCUUGUGCGUCUGAAUGCUUUCUAUGUGAUUUCCUUACAUGUCAGUUAGUCCUAAGAAAUUGUCUAUGAGGCAAAUAUUGUAACAUAUGGACACAAAUGGCAAUAAUUAUAAUGGUCACAAUAUGGAAUGAGGUACAAAGGGGACAUAUAAAUACAAAUUCUUUUUUUAAAGCCGAAGUGUAUAUAACUGUAAUUGUUGGUAGUGCUUCCUGUGUUUGGUGCUACUGUAGGUUGUGCUUUUUUUGUACAGUACUUGUGUCAGUACUCCCAACAGCAUGACAGAUAUGAAACUGUAGUAUAUAUAUUUUUAUAUAUUUACUGCCGCAGACAAAUUCAAGUUGUUUUCUUGAUUUGUUGCAUCGUUUGAAACCAGCACAACUUGGAGCAGAAUAAUAUUUUAAGAGAUCUUUAUAGAAUGAAAAACCAAACCAGUAAGUAGAAUAACAAUCCACCAGCAUCUUAAUAUUCUCCUAAUCUGUGCGAGUGUAAGAGUGUGAAGAGAAGUCUUGCUGUGACUGUCCUUGUAGCUGAAAGCCAAGCAUUCAAAAAUGCUUCAGUCUAACUGCAGCCAAGACGAAUACUGCAUCGCCACUGUGUCAUUCUCCCAUUUCAUAAUUGCUGCCAGCUCCACUUUAAUUUUUAAUCAGGGAGGCUGUGGCCCCUUACGGAUCUGAUAUUGCACAGUGUGUGCCCUCUCUUCCAUUUAGGUUCCCCCCCCCGUAAAUUGGAGGGUGUAAAUCAAAUGGAAAGUUCUGAGCAUGAAUAACCAAUACACAUAGUCCUAGUUGCAUUUUUAUUACAAAUGUCUACCCUUUGGAAUACAACGGUGGAUAAAAGUUUCCACAAAUAUUUACAAACAUCAUAAAAAUAUGACUUCUUAAAGAUAUGGCUGGAGCCUGUUACGAGCUCCAGCAUGAAUCCCUUUGUCCACUCAGUAGAUGAAACAUAGGGGUUCAUUUGGUGAAAUGAGAGAAGCUGGAUUUGACGUUAGAAAUUACAUUGCAUCUUAAUCCAGUUACAGCUACCGGGACACGUUCAAAACGCGAAAUCGUCUUUAAGAGGCGAGGACAUGAAAUUUACUGUGUGAUUUCCGAAACGCAUGAGAACGAGGCGGAUCAUAAGCUGUAGUGAUGUGUGAACUAGUCAUCGGGCACCAUUCGUACUGGCCCGGGGUACUGUAAACCACGUACUCUUUUAACAGGUGGCAUGGGAUACUUCAGCGGCUCCAGUGAUCUUUCUAUGCAACUGAAGCUAAAAUGGAGGUUCUCAGACUGCUGUGACAUCUUCCGAGGGUACAUUCGUUUUGAUCCACGAAUAAGCUUUUCAACUGCUGCAUGGUACUUCGGUAAUGUUUUCUUUAUCUGAGAAAUCUGGGUUUCAGAAUCAGUUGUGCUUUUUUGAAAUGUGCAUCUUUAUUGGUGAGCAAUUUUGCCCAACACACUUCUUGAACGCUGGGAAUGUUGUUCGAGGGGGUAGCCCAGAGGCAACUCCCAUCCAGGGGUAUUACUUUUUUGCUGCUGAGAUAUGUUUUAUGCAAAAGAUGUUUCUGAAUAAAGAAUGUAUACACCC
Anguilla rostrata (American eel) is the source of this 4573-nucleotide messenger RNA. RefSeq names its product zyg-11 family member, cell cycle regulator (gene zyg11). The record is from RefSeq and is a predicted model, not a curated record. Lineage: Eukaryota; Metazoa; Chordata; Actinopteri; Anguilliformes; Anguillidae. Gene Ontology annotation, cellular component: Cul2-RING ubiquitin ligase complex. The coding region runs from base 311 to 2548 and encodes 745 amino acids. The transcript has 15 exons.